AUGCCUGGGGCUUCAGAGGUCCUCCGAGGUCGGCCUGCCACCAUCUACCUCCUCCUCUUGUUCUCUGCCGCUGGUCUGGACCCCAGAUGCCAAGCCCUGUGGGUCGACGAGGGCCCCCCUUCCCUGACAGUGAACGUGGGGGAAGAGGCCCACCUGCUGUGCCCACACAAUGGCACUAACGCCAGCGUCACAUGGUGGCUCAUCCUCCCGGGCAACUCCACAUGGCCCGCGAUGCCGCUGAACAUGGACCAAGGACCCCAGGGCGAGCUGAAAAUCUCCAAGGUGAACAAGAGCCAUGGGGGCAUCUACCAGUGCAAGGUGACGAAUGAAAAAAGCACCAGGAGCUCGUGUGGCACCUACCUCCGUGUGCGGGAGCCAAUCCCGAGACCCUUCCUGGACAUGGGGGAGGGCACCAAGAACCGCAUCAUCACGGCGGAGGGAAUCAUCCUGCUCUUCUGCGCUGUGGUACCCGGAACUCUGCUGCUGUUCAGGAAACGAUGGCAGAAUGAGAAGUUCAGGGUGGACAUCCAGGAUGACUAUGAGGAUGAAAAUCUGUAUGAGGGCCUGAAUCUCGAUGACUGCUCCAUGUAUGAAGACAUCUCCCGGGGCCUCCAGGGCACCUACCAGGACGUGGGCAGCCUCCAUGUGGGAGACGUCCAGCUGGAGAAGCCAUGA
Elephantulus edwardii (Cape elephant shrew) is the source of this 675-nucleotide messenger RNA. It is a transcript of the gene CD79A, whose product is annotated as CD79a molecule, immunoglobulin-associated alpha. NCBI's taxonomy places the organism in Eukaryota, Metazoa, Chordata, Mammalia, Macroscelidea, Macroscelididae. Bases 1 to 675 code for a protein of 224 amino acids. Gene Ontology annotation, molecular function: transmembrane signaling receptor activity. The record is from RefSeq and is a predicted model, not a curated record. Gene Ontology annotation, biological process: B cell receptor signaling pathway; B cell differentiation. The transcript has 5 exons. Gene Ontology annotation, cellular component: B cell receptor complex; membrane; external side of plasma membrane.